AUGAGCGACGCCUACGAUUUUCGCCCCGGUGGCUCCCUCAAGUUGAAAGGUGGAGGGGAGAAGAAGAAAAAACAUAAAUCCUCGUCCCAAACCUCUUCGAAAAAAGCUAUUCUUGGGGAAGACCCAGUCGCCAAAGCAAAACCCGUUGAAACGCAAACCAAGGAUAAUUCCCCUGUCCCUUCUGGUAGUAGACACGAAUCUCCGGCUGGUACUUCUUCGGGUAAUGCUUCAAGUUCGAAAAAGACUGCCGCGGAAAUUCGGUUCGAAGAGACUCAGCGAAAACGGCGAUUGGAACGUGUUGCCAAACUUGCGUCUAAGACACACAAAGACAGAGUUCAUGAGUUCAAUGCUAAGCUUGAAUCUCUCAGCGAACACCAUGACAUCCCUAAGGCAGGUCGGACCAGGAUAAGACAUGGAAAACUGCGUGCCUUUGUCCAUAUAGUUACUAUUAUUGGUAUCGCGGAUUGA
Messenger RNA from Rhizoctonia solani, 468 nucleotides. RefSeq lists its product as uncharacterized. The record is from RefSeq and is a predicted model, not a curated record. Lineage: Eukaryota; Fungi; Basidiomycota; Agaricomycetes; Cantharellales; Ceratobasidiaceae. The coding region runs from base 1 to 468 and encodes 155 amino acids. The transcript has 5 exons. Gene Ontology annotation, cellular component: nucleolus.